GAGGGUGGGCGUGGUUAUGUGAAGUCAGUUCCGGUUGGUGUAAAACCCCCCGGGGCGGCGGCGAACGGGCUUCAGAUGCUCCUGGGUCGCGUUGGUGAAAGCUCCGGACUGUGCGAGUGAGCUUGAGAGCCGAGCGCUAGAGCGACCGGGCGAGGGAUGGCGGCCAUUGGGACUGCGGCCGCGGCGGCCACGGGCAGGCUCCUAGUUCUGCUGCUGCUCGGGCUCACCGCGCCUGCCGCGGCGCUGGCCGGCUACGUUGAGGCUCUUGCAGCCAAUGCUGGAACAGGAUUUGCUGUUGCCGAACCUCAAAUUGCAAUGCUGUGUGGGAAGUUAAAUAUGCAUGUGAACAUUCAGACUGGGAAAUGGGAACCUGACCCAACAGGCACUAAAAGCUGCUUAGGAAAAAAAGAAGAUGUUCUUCACUACUGCCAGGAGAUGUAUCCAGAGCUACAGAUCACAAAUGUGAUGGAAGCAAACCAGGCAGCUAAUGUUGACAAUUGGUGCCGGAGGGACAAAAAGGAGUGCAAGAGCCACAUAGUGAUACCUUUCAAAUGUCUCGUGGGUGAAUUUGUAAGCGAUGUUCUUCUGGUUCCAGAAAAGUGCCAGUUUUUCCACAAAGAGCGGAUGGAUGUGUGUGAGAAUCACCAACAUUGGCACAUGGUAGUUAAAGAGGCCUGUCUGACUCAGGGAAUGACCUUACAUAGCUACGGCAUGUUGCUGCCCUGUGGGGUCGACCAGUUCCAUGGCACUGAGUACGUGUGCUGCCCUCAGACAAAGAUCAUUGAAUCUGCUGUGUCAAAAGAGGAGGAAGAGGAAGAAGAGGAAGAUGAAGAAGAGGAGGAGGAGGAAGAAGACUAUGACAUUUAUAAAAGUGAGUUUCCUACUGAAGCAGAUUUGGAAGACUUCACAGAAGCAGCUGUAGAUGAGGAUGAUGAAGAUGAGGAAGAAGGGGAGGAAGUGGUAGAAGAUCGUGAUUACUAUUAUGAUACCUUUAAAGGAGAUGACUACAAUGAAGAGAACCCCACGGAACCCAGCAAUGAGGGGGCUAAUUCAGAGAAGAUCACUCACGAUGUUAAAGCUGUCUGCUCCCAGGAGGCGAUGACGGGGCCCUGCCGGGCUGUGAUGCCUCGUUGGUACUUCGACCUCACCAAGGGAAAGUGCGUGCGCUUUAUAUAUGGCGGCUGCGGAGGCAACAGGAACAAUUUUGAGUCAGAGGAUUAUUGUAUGGCUGUGUGUAAAACGAUGAUCCCCCCCACUCCUCUGCCAACCAAUGACGUGGAUGUGUACUUCGAGACCUCGGCGGAUGAUAAUGAGCACGCUCGCUUUCAGAAGGCUAAGGAGCAGCUGGAGAUUCGGCACCGCAACCGGAUGGACAGGGUAAAGAAGGAAUGGGAAGAAGCUGAGCUUCAAGCAAAGAACCUCCCCAAAGCAGAGCGGCAGACACUCAUUCAGCACUUCCAGGCUAUGGUUAAAGCUUUAGAGAAGGAGGCAGCCAGUGAGAAGCAGCAGCUGGUAGAAACCCACCUGGCUCGAGUAGAAGCAAUGCUGAAUGACCGCCGCCGCGUGGCCCUGGAGAACUACCUGGCUGCCUUGCAGUCUGAUCCUCCACGGCCUCAUCGCAUCCUCCAGGCCUUGAGGCGUUAUGUCCGUGCUGAGAACAAAGACCGCUUGCAUACCAUCCGUCAUUACCAGCAUGUGUUGGCUGUCGACCCAGAGAAAGCAGCCCAGAUGAAACCCCAGGUGAUGACUCACCUCCAUGUGAUUGAGGAAAGGAGGAACCAAAGCCUCUCUCUGCUCUACAAAGUACCUUACGUGGCUCAAGAAAUCCAGGAGGAAAUUGAUGAACUGCUUCAAGAACAACGUGCAGACAUGGACCAGUUCACCGCCUCCAUCUCAGAGACCCCUGUGGACGUCCGGGUGAGCUCGGAAGAGAGUGAUGAGAUCCCGCCAUUCCACCCCUUCCACCCCUUCCCAUCCUUACCUGAAAACGAAGGCUCUGGUGCAGGAGAACAGGAUGGAGAACUGAUAGGUGCUGAAGAGAAAGUGAUCAACAGCAAGAAUAAAGUGGAUGAAAAUAUGGUCAUCGAUGAGACUCUGGAUGUUAAGGAAAUGAUUUUCAAUGCUGAGAGAGUGGGAGGCCUUGAGGAGGAGCCGGAAUCAGCAAGGCCACUUCGGGAGGACUUCAGUCUGAGCAGCAGCGCCCUCAUUGGUCUGCUGGUCAUUGCAGUGGCCAUCGCCACAGUCAUUGUCAUCAGCCUGGUGAUGCUAAGGAAGAGACAGUAUGGAACCAUCAGCCACGGGAUCGUGGAGGUUGACCCAAUGCUUACGCCAGAAGAGCGUCACCUGAACAAGAUGCAGAACCAUGGUUACGAGAACCCAACCUACAAAUACCUGGAGCAGAUGCAGAUUUAAAUGGGAGGAAGCUCGAGCACCCCCGGUUGGAGUGGGGCAGUGGAGGUGGGCAGGAGACGUCCAGCAUUUUGGACCGACUACUGGCCAGCCACUUCCAGAGGAUUUCAUCUUACAUUCAGACCUCCUGGAUCAUUAAGACUAUAAAGUACUACUGUAGAAUCACAAUUUCCAUUCUUUUAAAUGGGUGAAAAAUGUUAAUAUAACAAUAUAUGAUAUAUAAACCUUAAAUGAAAUGAAAAAAUGAUCUAUUGCAGAUAUUUGACUGAUGUAGUUUACUUUUUUUUAAUUAAUCGGAAAUCCCACUUCUAUCAUAUUGUCUCAUACAUGCUAUCUAUACAAAUGGAAAAUGUUGAUUUUCAGUAAUAGACUGUAUAUGCAGGCUGUUUGUUCUGGUUGCAUUGUGUAAAUCAACUUGAUAAGGCUCUUUCACUGUCCUGGUUUUUAUAAAAAAAAGAAGAGAAGAAGGCAGUAUUCCCUUUUUAACGAGCUUUCAGGAAGUUGCUGAGGAGCGAAACGGAGCAGAGCUGUGAUGACAGGGAAGCGUGUCGUGAUGGCCUCUCAGAACCAUUGUCAAGGGCCAGGUCCUUGGGAGGCUGGUGUUCCCGCUGUUUGGUGGCCACACAAGCCCCUCGCCAAGGAGGUUCAGCGCAUUUGAGUCCCAGCACCUCUUAGUGAGCCUAAAGUAUAGAGAUUAGGGCCCACUACUGCUUUGCUUUUAAAUCCAGUUCUUCCACAGAAAUUAGCUGGUAGUUUGUAUAUGAUGUUCUUCCACCACCCGCCAUCUGCGCUCACUCCCUCCCCAGUAAUGUCCUGACGUGCUUUCUCCUCCGUGGACACUUCCCUCUGAAGGCACUGACCCUGCCUGAUCCCACACACCUUGACCUCUCUGCUGUCCCCUCCUGCCACCACCUUCCCUGAUGUCCCUCAGAGAAGAUGGCAGUGGCAGGUGUGUGUGGGGGGGCUGGGGUGCUUUCUUGUGGAAGAAGGCUGUUCCACACUGUGCGUCUGUAAACACGUGGAAAGCUGUGACGAUUGUUUCCUUCCUACACACGUCUUUGUAAUGUCUGUAUAGUUGAUGCUCACAGCCUUUUCUUUUCUUUUUUUUUUUUUCACUCUGAAGGUUCCCGUAACUGUGGUGUAUUAUUUUCUAUUUCCCUGUGAUUGUUCUUUUCUUCUUCCUCCCCAAGUCCUACCUACCCUGUCUCUUCCCACUAUGCACAGAUAAACUUCACCUACAAACUUCUUAACUUGAUCUGUGGAGAAUGUACAGAGUUUAAACACAUCAAUAAAUACUUUAACUUCCACCAAGAA
Molecule: messenger RNA, 3723 nt
Organism: Condylura cristata (star-nosed mole)
Lineage: Eukaryota; Metazoa; Chordata; Mammalia; Eulipotyphla; Talpidae
Gene: APLP2
Product: amyloid beta (A4) precursor-like protein 2
Exons: 17
Coding region: 157-2412 (751 amino acids)
Biological process (GO): central nervous system development; axonogenesis
Cellular component (GO): membrane
Molecular function (GO): transition metal ion binding; serine-type endopeptidase inhibitor activity; heparin binding
Source: RefSeq, a predicted model, not a curated record